Messenger RNA from Pogonomyrmex barbatus (red harvester ant), 818 nucleotides. RefSeq lists its product as uncharacterized. The record is from RefSeq and is a predicted model, not a curated record. NCBI's taxonomy places the organism in Eukaryota, Metazoa, Arthropoda, Insecta, Hymenoptera, Formicidae.
UCGUGACACCUUUUCUUCGAUAUUCUAUGAUCUCAAUUGUUUAUAUUCGCGACUGCUACUGUAGCAGUCGCGAAUAUAAACAAGAAUAUCGAAGAAAUGAAGACAUCACGACUAGUGUUGCUUGACGAAUCGCCUUGUGUUACUGAUCACGUUUCGCUAAUUAAUUUCAUCAUCCAUUUCUCGAGAUUGCCGGAAUAAACCAUGGCAUCGAUCGUGUCGACAGUACUGCGAUUUAGUCGUGUGACGAUAGAGAAUUUGUAUCAAAUUAAUCAAAAUGGAUUGCACAGGUUACCAUAUGUAUUUUCCUGGCAAAGAAAGUAUUUCAGUACAAUAACAGAAGAGAAGAAAUCAGAUGACACUAAUAUAUCUUCCAUGCAAGAACGUAUAGAAAAGCUAAAAAAAUUAAGAAUAGAAUUCUAUCUCAUCAAUAUAGGACUUCUUCAAGAGCCUAAUGAUUUCAAUGAUACGCUCGAAAAUGAAUGUGAGAAAGCAUCAGCAGAAAUUGAGCGCCUCAAAAAAGAAUAUCCCGAAUCAGAUGACAUUAAGAUAUCUUCCAUGCAAGAAGCUAUAAAAAAUCUAAAGAAAUUAGAAAUAGAAUUCAACCUCAUAGGUGUAGAACUUAUUAAUAGAGUAGUUAAUGAUCUUAAUAAAUACAAAGACAAACUCGAAGAUGAAUAUAAUGGAAUGUUGACGGAAGGAGACAAGCAUUAAUAGGUGUCGUUGAGGUUCUUGAAUAUUAAUCGUGGCCACUGGAAUAAUCAUAGACGAGAGAUUAUGCAAAAAAAUUUAUUAGUUAAUAAAGAGUUAUUUAAUAAAGA